Molecule: messenger RNA, 4459 nt
Organism: Anoplophora glabripennis (Asian longhorned beetle)
Lineage: Eukaryota; Metazoa; Arthropoda; Insecta; Coleoptera; Cerambycidae
Gene: su(sable)
Product: protein suppressor of sable
Exons: 11
Coding region: 153-3620 (1155 amino acids)
Biological process (GO): negative regulation of DNA-templated transcription
Cellular component (GO): nucleus
Molecular function (GO): metal ion binding; RNA binding
Source: RefSeq, a predicted model, not a curated record
CAAAGAGAAUAGUCGGUUUUACAUGAAAAUAUGCGUAAUUUCUUAAGAAUGUCUGUCCCUCAAACAGAUCAGGACAGAUAAACAGUGAAUGAGUGACUUUCAUGCCAUUUCAUUAAUAUAUUCCUGACUAGUGAAUAUUUACUUAGGUUGUAAUGGCGCUCGUAUGUGAUAUCAAAAGCAAUACACCUGAAGAGCCCUCCAAAACUGAAGAGGAUCUCGAAGAUGGAGAAAUUGAGGAUGAUGAUGAAGAGGCCCCUGCAGAACCGCAAGAAGCUCCCAAAGCUGACUUAGCUAUCCCAGCUCCGGUUCCGGUUAAAAUCGUCGAUAAUAAAGUCAAUGUAAUCGAAAAGAUUGAAAGAGAUAGACCUAGAGAUAGGUCGGAGAGAAGGCGACAUGAGGAGAAAGGAAGGAAGCAUAUGACUGAGGCGGAAAAGAGUAUAUUGCAUUUGCGGAAACGAGAGGAGAUGCAAAGGAAAAAGUGGGAGAAAUUCAAUAGAAAUAAAGACACCGUGAUGGAUCCUCUUGGUAUGGAAUCUAUGUCAUUUUCUGUCUCAGAAAAUUAUGGGCAUACAUAUGAUGAUUUCGCCAAAAACAUCGAAAAAACCCUCGCCACAAUUCUGAAUAAAAAAGAAAAAGAGGCUGCUGCGGCCAGUGGCGAGGAAGACAAAAUAGAAGAAAAAAGGGGGAAGAAAAGGAAGAAGGGAGACAAGGAUAGAAAAAAUAAACAGAGGAGGAUAGAGUCUCCCAAGUCUGAAAUAGACGAAAACGAAAUGCUGAACAUACGUGGGGGAAGUCCGGAGAAGAAGCCUGAAGAAAGGAGGGAAGGUAGUCCCUCGGUGCAAUCGGAAGAGAGUUACGACUCGGAGUAUUCUUCGGAUCGCAGCAGAAGCGACGAACGGAUUAGACGGAGAGAAGGAAAGAAAGCAAAGAGGAACAGAGACAGAGAACACGGUAGGGAGCGCAAGAAUAGGGACAGAAGGAACGAGCAGCAACCUUUGAAGGAUUCGCAGGGAGUUUGCGUUUUCUACUUGCAAGGAAAAUGUCAAAAGAAUGAUUGUCCCUACUCUCACGAAGCAGUGCCCCCCAUGAAACUAGAACUCUGCAAGUUCUACCUGAUGGACUGUUGCGCAAAAGGUGACAAAUGUUCAUAUAUGCAUUCUGAAUUUCCUUGUAAAUUUUACCAUACAGGUUUAAAUUGCAUACAAGGAGACAAUUGCAAAUUUGCCCACGGCAAACCCCUCUCUGAAGGUCUGAAACAGAUCUUGUUUAAACACCUCGAAACGGCGCCCCGCGAUAUUUUGGGCGGAUUUCCCAGAAUGAGCAGGGAGGAGGCGCUGAACUUGAUCAACAUUACGCAGAUCAAGCUGCAAGAGCAGCAGGGGAUGGACGUUAAAGAGGAACCUAAAGGUGGGAUACCUUCAUUGUUUGAUAUUAAUGUACCCGUACCCCCUGAGUUAUUACAAGGAGCCGAUGAUGUAAGGGGUAAAAAUGAAAAAUCGGGUAGGAAUCGACCGUCGAGGUGGCAAGAUCCCGACCCGUUGCCAUCAAAAGAUCUAAAUUUCCCUCUCAAACCCUUCCAAUACGGACAAGACCAGGACAUGAGGAUAAGAAACAGUAACGGGGACAUCGACAUGAGGACGUUGCCCCCGAAUUUAGGACCGAUACCAAACGUUCCAGCGAGCAUAUCCUCCGAAAGCAAGUCCGGCGAAUUGGAUCUGGAGAAAUAUAAACGCGAGGCGGGACUGGUGAUCGAUUCUCUGAAACAAGACUUAGACAUUCGUACAUCGAACAUUUUACCCUACACCGCGUCGAAGGACGUGGAUAUUCGCCAUCAACCUCUUCUACUGGGUAAGGAUGUCGACAUCAGGGUAAUGCCCAAGAUCUUCGACGACAAGCCGGAAUCCAAAAUCGAGGACGACAACGAAGACGAGCCGAUGCUCCAGAUAGACACCGGGGACGACUGUAACAAACCCGAAAUGCCCAAUUUGCCCGUGGACUUGCCCAAAACGCAACGGGACCUGUACCUUAGGAUACAGGCCCAACAGAAGGAGACCGCUGUCGAACAGGACACAAAGGAAGGCUUUGAAAUCGAUGAGAACAUCAAUUGGUACUCGGACGAUGACGAUGAGGACGAUAACAGGCUGACAAUCAAGGUGGACAAUGAUGAGGUUAAGGAGAAGGAAGCGGCAGGGUCAGAGGGGACGGAAGCAAGUGAAGUGAUAAUGUCCCCACCGCAAAUAAAACCUCUCGACGUGGUCGGCCAGUUGGGAGACCUCUCGAAAAUUGACAUCUCAGCGGAGGUGACGAAACUCUUAACGACCAUGAGCCAGUCGCAGAAUCAGUUCCCCUUCCUGCCUAAACCGGAAGGGAGUUCGACUCCGCCGCAAUCGACCGCCUCUACUUCGACGUUGACCGAUCCGAGGACGGCCAGACAGGAUCCACGAACGUCAACUGAGAAACAGGAGGUUCCAAGGGCGGACCCUAGAUUGACCGCAGAUCCUCGCCAAAGGUCUAGGCAAGGUUCGAUAGAAGUCCAGAACAAACCGGAGAAGUUGAGUAUAUACGAGCAGGGCAGCAUCGAUAGGAACUCUGAAGAAAUCGAUACUGAUUUCAGGAGUUCUAUACGUUCCGAUGUGGACCUUCGCAACCUUCAGUUACCCUUCAAGGGCAUGCAAAACUACACUCCUGCCACGGAAAUAGACGCGAGCAUAAACUCCCAUCUCCCCAUACCCUGGAAGGUGGUCACGGUAGAGAUACCGCGACCCGAUUACACAGGUUUAAAGUUAAGCAUAAGCGAUGCCGAGAAAACCGGCGAUCCUCGAUUACGUAAAAUAUUUAGGUUAAGCGUCGAGGAACGGGAUACUCCACUUAGCCCAAAGGCAAGUCCCAAGUCUAGUUCGACGACCGUAAGGGUAGAUCCGAGGCUUAGGAAAAUGGAGGAUAGUAAUAAAAACGAACCUCAGCCGGGCGCGAUGACGUUUAACCAACAGCUGAGCAUGUUGCAAAGCUCGGCGUUUUACCAGAGCUUGACGAGCAACCAGAAGCUUUUACUCAACCAGGAGUUGAGUCAGCGAAGCGAUCCCAAUAACUCCCAUGACCCGGUACUGAACAGUUUGCUGUCCAACCUUAAUAUUAUACCAGGAACGAGCCUGCAGCCGAAUUCGAAUUUGGGCGCUGCCCUGUCGAUAUUAGCCAACGUCUCAAAGUUGAACCCUAUCUUGCCGCCAGGACAACAAGCUAAUUUACCCGUCAAUCCCAUGUUGAGCCAGAAUCCGAACAUUAUGAAUCAAAUGGCGCAGAGCGUUUCACAGCCCGGUCUGCUGGGCGCAGCGCCCGGCAUACCAAACUUACCCCCGGAUUUUCCCAUCAACUUCGACCCGAGGAACGGAGGAUUGCUAGGAAACGCCCCGAUGCCCUUCGGGGGCUUCCCGCCGGACGGUCCCGGCAACUUUAACAAUUUCAACGAAGAUUUCUACCCGCCCAACAAUCCCGGCAACAGGGAUAACAGGGGGUUUAAUAGAGACAGGAGGCGGGGGAGGAAUUUUAACAGGAACAAUCCCGGUAACAGGAAUUUUAGGAGUAGAAAUAACCGAGCAAAUAGAACUCACUCGCCUCCGUAGGAGGUGCCUUUAGGUUAGUUUCGAGAAGUAAGUUUCUCCCUUGUAAAUAUAUGAGUCGAGUUGUGCCAAUUCUGGAUCCGCUUUUUUUCCUCUUUAUGUGCAGGGUGGUUUGUCAUUAUCUUUUACAAGGCGUUGUAAAAUAAUGUAAUUUAAUUGUUGUAAAUAAAUGUUUAAUUCAUAUAUUUUUAUUGUUUGGUUGGCGUCUAUCUAUAUAAGACUGAACUUUUGGGAUUGUCGAGUGUGCCUCAUUGUAUUGAAAAGAUAAUUUCUAAAUAAGAUGUUACAGCAGUACAAAUCGAUUGAUUUCCGUUAUUAGUUUUCUUCUAAUGUCGACAUCUUAAGAAAUUUAAAACUCCAGUGUGUUCGAAAUUAAUCGUGGUAAUGUGAUUUUAAUAAAAUUUAAUUUUAGCCUCGGAAAUUUUGACUUGUUCACUAAAAUUCUCUAGUGAUUGAUUAUACACCUUAAUAGUCGAUGUUAGUUCAAACACAUCUUUUUGCUGCACUUAAUUCGAACAAUUAAACUUCAUUUCUGUAAUCAUUUACAAUUAAAAAGGACGUACAACCGAUCUCACUUUUAAUCGUGAGCGAUUUUAAUUUUAAUUAUUAAUUUCUAGCCCCAUAUAAUUUAUAUACGCCUAAGUUCAUUCCUAAGGUUGUUUGUUACAUUUAUCGUGUUUACUGUAAAUAUAUAUAUUAAUUUAUUUAAUCCUCUGCCUGAAAAUCUCGCAAUCCCACUGACAAAUAUUUAUUUUUGUUAUAUAUUUUAAAUGUAUAAUUUCGAUUAAUGCUAUUAAAUCACUGUAAUUGUAUAUUGUGUACAGAAUAAAUCAUUCUUUUCA